UGAACGUUACCUUUUAAGGACAAUGCCACACACACGCCACUAAAUAAAAACAGACUGCUCGUUCGGCUCUUUCGCAGUCAACUAAGCACCGCUGGGACAGAGGAACACUCGCGAGAUUUCACCGCCAACAACACCGGAGAUUCACCUGCACAGAAAUGGAUGACGAGAUUGCUGCCCUGGUCGUUGACAACGGCUCCGGAAUGUGCAAGGCCGGCUUUGCCGGAGACGAUGCUCCUCGCGCCGUGUUCCCGUCCAUCGUCGGACGUCCCAGACACCAGGGCGUGAUGGUGGGAAUGGGUCAGAAGGACAGCUACGUGGGAGACGAGGCCCAGAGCAAGAGAGGAAUCCUCACCCUGAAGUACCCCAUCGAGCACGGCAUCGUCAGCAACUGGGACGACAUGGAGAAGAUCUGGCACCACACCUUCUACAACGAGCUUCGCGUCGCUCCAGAGGAACACCCAGUCCUGCUGACGGAGGCUCCGCUCAACCCCAAGGCCAACAGGGAGAAGAUGACCCAGAUCAUGUUCGAGACCUUCAACACUCCUGCCAUGUACGUUGCCAUCCAGGCCGUCCUGUCUCUGUACGCCUCUGGACGUACCACAGGUCAGAGAAUGGAGUCUGCUGGCGUCCACGAGACGACCUUCAACAGCAUCAUGAAGUGCGACGUAGACAUCCGUAAGGACCUGUACGCCAACACCGUGCUGUCUGGUGGCACCACCAUGUUCCCUGGUAUUGCUGACCGUAUGCAGAAGGAGGUCACAGCUCUGGCCCCACCCACCAUGAAAAUCAAGGUACUUGUGAGGAAGUACUCCGUCUGGAUCGGCGGUUCCAUCCUGGCCUCCCUCUCCACGUUCCAGCAGAUGUGGAUCAGCAAACAGGAGUACGACGAGUCCGGACCUUCCAUUGUUCACCGCAAGUGUUUCUAAGGGGGAGAAGAGGAAAAAAAAAAAGUGUAUGGGAGUUGGAGGGAGAUUUUUGUUACUCAUCAAGCUUGUGUUCUGCCCUGGACGUAAACCUCUACAAACAGCUGUUACAUCAACCGGACGACAUCUUCAUCAUUUGCGUAAAUCACCUUGAAACGGCCGCCGGCGACUCUUGUCAUGUCAGUUUGUCGCUGGUCUCGUCUCUUCUCUGGGCUGUCAACUGAGUGUCGAAUAAAUGAAUAAAGUGCCAUAUUUGUUUA
Messenger RNA from Cynoglossus semilaevis (tongue sole), 1183 nucleotides. Its product is annotated as actin, muscle-like. Bases 156 to 926 code for a protein of 256 amino acids. Lineage: Eukaryota; Metazoa; Chordata; Actinopteri; Pleuronectiformes; Cynoglossidae. The transcript is spliced from 7 exons. The record is from RefSeq and is a predicted model, not a curated record.